Messenger RNA from Hypoxylon trugodes, 1176 nucleotides. RefSeq names its product Prefoldin, subunit 3. The record is from RefSeq and is a predicted model, not a curated record. Gene Ontology annotation, biological process: microtubule-based process; tubulin complex assembly; protein folding. The transcript is spliced from 7 exons. Bases 146 to 763 code for a protein of 205 amino acids. Lineage: Eukaryota; Fungi; Ascomycota; Sordariomycetes; Xylariales; Hypoxylaceae. Gene Ontology annotation, molecular function: tubulin binding. Gene Ontology annotation, cellular component: cytoplasm; prefoldin complex.
AUUGGAGCUUCGGUGCGGCGUUCCAGGCACAAACAUUCAUUCACAUUGGACCCGUCGGUGUUGUUCGGCGCUUUGCAUCCCCAUAUUCUUGGAUUCGACACUCCUUGCGAUGUAUUAAAAAAGCACCGCAUGACACACCUACAAUAUGUCAGCUAAAGGCAAAGAGCCAGCGGUCCAAAAGGACGCUGCGCCUUCGAACCCACGAGGUAUCCCCUACGCGCCGUUUGUUGACAAGGUCGAGGACUACAUUACUUCGAGAGACGAUGUCCAAGCUACCCUACGAAGCUUCCAGGAGAUGAUCUCUAAAUACCAAUUCAUGGAACUGAAUCUACAGAGAAGAGUGGCUGGAUUGAAGGAUAAGAUGCCCGAUAUUGAGAAGACCCUCGAGACUGUCAAGUUCCUGAAGACGAGAACGGAGGAAUCUGAUCCGAUCGAGACGACCUUUGAACUGAACGACACCUUGUACGCGAAAGCUUCGAUACCACCUACAGAUGAGGUGUACCUAUGGCUCGGCGCGAACGUUAUGCUGGCAUACCCUAUCGACGAAGCUCAGACACUCCUCACAUCCAAGCUAUCGGCUGCUAAGCAAAGCUAUGCUAACUGCGAAGAGGACCUUGACUUUCUCCGAGAACAGAUUACGACCAUGGAGGUUGCGAUAGCACGAGUGUACAACUGGGAUAUCGUCCAGAAACGAAAAGAAAAAGUUGACGAGGAGCGUAAAGGAAAGGAAGCCGGAGAUGGCGAUGAGCAACCGAACGGUUGAAGGAUUACGCUACCAAGUUGACUGGUUGGGUAUAGCUAGGCUACAUGACUGCGCCAGGCAUCGUCAUAUUCACAGCAUGUGAUGAAGCCACCUGCUAGGCAAUUUACUACGCCUCGAAUCAAUGAUAGAGUAAUACGAAUUAAUAGAGUUCUGUUUAAGGAACUAGUCGAAUUGAAGCUGGGAGCUAUGAUAAUUCAUUACUCGCAUUAUUUCAUCUAAAUCUAUAAAGUUAUACCUGAACUAUUUGAAAUGGCCCGGAUUGGUUGUAUGAAGCGCGAAUGACAGAAAAUACGUUGCGUCGUACCCAGAAUGUACUUACGUAGGGGUUAGUGGCUGGGGAAGUACAUGAGGGGAACGGGACCCUUGUAUUACGUAAGAGGACAGGCGACCUUUCAGCAUGAUAAUAGAGUUUG